GUUUGCUGUUUAUUUGUUUUCAAGGUCAAAGUUUGCUAACUGACUCCUAAGACUAUUGUAAGUUCCCAACUUUCCCUGCGAAUUUUCCAAACAUGUGGGUGCACAUAAAAUUUGAGAUUAUGUGGUAUUUCUUACUGUGGGGCAUUUUUACAACAUUUCGCACCAUUUUGCAUCUAAUCUUAAAACUGCGGAAACGAUAGUGAAUAAUUCCAAUGUAUCCUUCUUAGUGGAUGACUGUUUCAGCACACAGCACCCAAGAGACACCAUACGUGCUUUUUCUAUCAAUCGUUUGACAAACGCGUUGUAGAUUAUUGUGAGUCCUUGUAUUCGCAGUUAAACAACCGUUGACUGACUAGUUCUAGAUAAUGUUAGUAGUUCAAUAAUAAGUAAAUUAGAUGAAUCGCAUGAUAGUGCUCUGUAGUCGGAUUGUAUGCAGCAAUGUCUUGGUAGUCCAAGUUUUAGUUUUCAGCCAAUAAGUCUUACAAGGCUCUUUUUAUCUCCCUUGGUUCUAGUAACAUUUUACUAUCCCUAUCCUUCGCACAGAAAACAUCUCGCAUUGUAGCCAGAACGUCCCCUAAUCAGUACCAUAAAUCUAUGAUGUCAUUUUCAUAUGGUGGUUGUGUGAGAUUUAAUUAAACGAAACUUGCAAAAUCGUCAAGCAAGACAUGACACAAAUCCACUCACUUGAUGUGGAUAUGUAGCUGAUCGUUAACACAGUCUCCUCACAACAGAUAAGCUAGCAGCUUGAUCUUGCUCCUCUUGCUUCGUCUGAACCGCUGGAUAGGAUAACUAAAGAUCAUCUCAUGUUUAGUGUAUGGUAUUGUUUCAGAUUUAUUAUUAUUACUUUUAGUGUAUCAUAUUUCAAGAUUUUUCAAAAGAUUAUAUUUAUUUCAACCACGCAGUUGAUUAUACUUUGUUCUACGAGCUUCUGAAGGAUGCAGCCAGUUGAUGAGGGUUUAGAUUACGCAUCUCAAGGGAUGAUGGAUGAAGUAAGUUGUUAAUAAACCUUUUAAUUUUCCAGGACAUAACGUGCACAAUAUCUAGUGAACGAGCUCCAGACCUCCAUGCUGAUUUUCGUCGAGGUAGUUCAUAUCUUCAGUAAAUAUUUUUCUCUAGAUUUCGGCUAUGACCCUUUCGACGAUGAUGAUUUAGACUAAUUUUGUUGCCAAAAAUAAAUAUUUGUUUCUUCUUAACUGUAUUCUCGAUUCACUGUAAUAAAAACUGUGUCUGUCUGCGUAUUUUUAUUUAUGAUUAUAAUACAAACUGCGGUGUAAUCACUUUCACUUAAUUAUGUCGAUUUUUCUGUCAUUGAACUACACAUGGUUCACUAGAAAUAUAGUCCUAAUGACUUCAGUGAAAAUCUCGUUGUUUUAAGAUUAAUACUUUCGGGAUUAAAAUUUAAUGUGGUCAUUCGAGUUCUGCUUGAAACCGACUGACCAAUAAACUUCUACUUGAUUUCGCUUGAUCAAAUCAACAAGUUUUCGUAGAAACAUAAUUCAAUAUUUAACCUUUGAUCAUUUUUAACAGGUUUAAGCUCAUCUCGUCUGUUGAAUAGUUAAUCUCCUUAGCAAUUAUGCAAUAUGUUUAGUCAAGGGAUGCUUGCCUGUGGUCUUGUCAAGCCACUUGACUUUAGUUAAUUGUGUUUUCAAAAAUUCUUGGUGUCAAUUCCUAGUUUUAGGUCUUAUUUAUCAUGAACAUUUGACAAUCUAAUUGGACCUUUAUAUUAAAUGCAAAUUUCAGUGUUACAAAAGAUGCAGAUAUAUACAGAAAAGCGUAGUUAUCUUUUUAGCUCACUGAUGUACAUUUUUCAUUGUAGUAGCAUACCAUACUUCUGAGCAUUCACAACAUUUACACUUAGUUACCCUUACUUUUUUCUUGUUCCUGUCACAGUUGUUCUUUAGUAGAAGUAGAAUCUCUCACCUUUGUGCUUGGAAACAAGUUUUAAAUCACUUAUUGAUAUGGACUUCAUGGUCUCAAAGUAAUUAAUAGCAUAUUAACUUUAAUCAUUAAGAGAAUACUUCUCAUCCUACUUCAUCUCUAUACGGAUUAAACUUUAAGGUAGAGGCUGAGUGGCAGUUUCUUGUCUCAUUGUAGCUUCUAGCUAGCGUUAUCUUUCACACAAACCAUGGCAAUCUAAAAGGGGCAGUUCCAUCGCAUUUGAGAUAAUAGACUUUUGACAGCGCAGGAGGAAGAUUUCGAAAUUUUGUUCGUUGGACAGGAUUGUUUAAUCGUGAAGCUUUCGCUGUUUGUUUUUGAAUAAUAUUUUGGGUACAUACUUCUGAAAAGAGUAAGCAACGAUAGCUCGAGGACUUAACCAUCCAUUUCAGAGAAUAGGACGUUUCCAAAACAUAAUUAUUACAAAAAGCUUAUUAAUUGUGGCGCGGGUAAGGUUCCCUUCAACCUAUUAAAGGGGCGAGUAUACUGUUCAGCACUCCAUUUUGCAUUACCAUAUGGCUGUGAAUAUGCUCUAUGAAGAGAAUAUAGUGAUGGACUACAAUUCUGAUCAUAGCUGUCUCCAAAGUAUUCCCAAUGCACCCCGUGAUUAAAGUGUGUGAUGCUGAGGUUAAGUAUAAGGUGCUAGGCAAAAACGAAAAAUAGAUUGUUAAUCUUAUGUUGCACGUAGCUAACUAUUAUCUACUUCGACUUCCUAUGUUGUAAGAGAACUUGGUGGGCCAAGACAUGGAAUCGUGUGAUGAAAUCAUCGACUGCUGCAGCUGUAUUGGUAAUUCCAAACUAUUUUUUCGGGCCUGAUGCAGCAAUUGUGAUCGGUGGUUAGAAACUUCGUAACUUGGCUCAGAAUCGGUCAGUGGUACAGGUCUAAUCACUACUUACCUUCCUCUGAGUCUUGAGCUCCGAUAUUAGUUCAUACUUACUAUUCAUCAAUUUCACCUCUUUUCCAACAGCAUUUCUUAGCGUUUAGUCAUUAAAACUGUUCUUUCAGAUCUUCAACAAUUCAUGUUUUUAAUUUUCUCUUGUCGUGCUAAUUUAACGUGACAACUUGAACUGACAUACAUUUGUAGCAGACUUUGUUGAUUGUAACUAACGUAUGUUAUGUGAGAAAUUUCACAAGAAUGUCCAACCAUUGUAUGGUGAAAUCAUUGUCAUACUCAUCUUCAGGCGUCUCACAUAAUGCGUGUGUAAAUCAGCGCUGUUUUUAUAAGUUAGCUACUAGUUAACUCUCAAAUAUUCCAAAUCUACGUUAUCUGUAAUUGAUAUCCAUUCACUAUACUUAUAAAUUGUGUCCAAGGUGUUCUGUCCUACAUUUGAGAAACUUGACUCCCCUAGGAUGAAUUAGUUUCCUGCCAAUGAUUGGGCAUGUCCACCGGUUACAUUAUUUGGGUAAUUCUGAGAUCAGGCAACAUAUUUAAACAUAAUAAAGAGUCAUUUGUUAUCGUAAAAUCUUGAUUUCAUUUGAAUGAAUAUGUAUAACGCUUGAGCUCUUCACAUCCUGCUGUGUAUAGAUUGGCAUAUGUAAGUAGUAAAAUGGUGGUUGAAGUACUUAUCUUUCAAUCGAUAAGUUAUAGAUUUGAACACUACUACCCGCUUAAAAUUAUCAGCCUACACACAAUCAAAAUUUACUCAAUAUUAUUUAUCUAUUUGAACACAAGUAUUGGUGCUAAUUAGCGCCACACAGGUCACUGGAUUUGUGUGUGAGCUGUCCUACUGCCCGGGUGUUCAGACCAAAGCAGGUGGUUUUCUUGGGGACCACGUCCGGAACCUUCGACCUAAAGGUCUGAUCCACAAGGCAGUGGAGCAUCGUGAGGAGAUUCAGUUCCAUGUUAGCAGGUGACCAAUAGUUGGUUCAUACGCCAUUUGUUCCCUCAAAAUCCUGGAGCCCAUGUGCACCAUUGGUUUGGAACCAGGUUUUUCCAAUUCCCCUUGGUGGAUCUUCAAUAUCCACCAACCCGGGUAAAGCGCCGGAUAUUCAUUUUUUGUCCUCUCAAUUUUGUAAACAACCAGCACGCCUCGAGAAGGCAGUUAGUAGGACUUCCCUGGCGGUGGUUGCAUGCACGUGGUCAUGUGAGAGCAUUUCGAGAGGGAGAGCUGACUUUCCCUACCCUCGGCCGUACCAGAUCAUUUUACUCAAAGUCGAAUGUAUAAACUUACAGUUAGUAAAUGAGUUGCCGUGGUUGUUGAGUAAUGUGGAAUGUUGGUGCUUUCAAAGUACUUGGCUAUUUUUGCAGGCAUUUUAAUAGCGGCCUCGUGGUUUUGUAAGGAAGUUUCAUAGAGUUCUAAUGAUUCCUAUUUUAAGGAUGGUGUAAAUUUUCACUAAACAUAAAGCUAGUUUGUUCACAAGUAAGCUGUGAAUUCACAGUUACUUAGGUGAACUGAAUAGUUAUUUUGUGGGCAAAAGGAAAGUAUUUAUGAUUACUAUUCUAACACAUAUUAAAAACUCAGUCGCUUAAGUUUUCCGGUCACACUAAUUCAGACAAAAAAAAUAAUGAUACAGGGCUCUUGAUUUCGAAACUAUCUAGUUAGUAAUUUAUUAGAUCGAAGUUCACUUUAUACAUAAAGAUAAUAAACGGAGUCUCCAACUGUCCAAAAACAAGGUUUACAUAGUAGAAACACUCAUAUAACGGUUAUUUUGUUUAUGCUUUUGUGUGAAGUGUUAGUCUGAUUCAUCGUUUACUAACCCAUAAACUUAUUGAAUGUAUUAAUAUUUUCGAGUUGCCAUAUAUAUUUCCAGUUUUUAUACCGAGGUUUCAAUGUCACGUGGCUGUAUAUACCAUCUUCAUACUUCACUGCUUUCUAAACGUAUUAAUCCUGAGGAUGUUUGGCGCGUAUUUAUUAAUCGUAUCCAAGCCGAUAUACAAGGUGUUAAAAAUGAUUUAUCUGUGUCUAAACUUGGUCUUCCUCCUACCAAUUCAAUACUGAGUAGCUUAUCUGAGAUUAUGCCAAAGAGUUCACUUACAAAUCCAGAUACUCCCGAUUUGAUGACUUCCAUACCAGUGGUUGUAAAAGAUAAUUUUUGUGUCGAUUAUCGUAGACUACCACUAAAAACAACAUGUGCUUCUAAAUCACUGGAAAACUUUUGUUCACCAUAUGAUGCUGCUGUUGUGUCAUCUCUUCUUCAUUCAGGAGCUUUUAUUAUGGGGAAGUCAAAUAUGGAUGAAUUCGCAAUGGGUUGUGGAUCUACAGAUAGUGCAGUUGCUGGUCCUGUUGUUAAUCCAUGGUCUGAAAAAGCAGCUGGCAAAACUCGUCUUAUUUCGGGAGGUAGUUCUGGAGGUAGUGCUGCUGCAGUUGCUGCUGGUCUUUGCUUGGCUAGCAUAGCUUCAGAUACUGGUGGUUCAACACGAUUACCUGCUGCUUAUUGUGGAGUUGUUGGUUUAAAGCCAACAUAUACGUUAGUCUCUCGCCAUGGUCUUAUCCCAUUAGUAAACACUUUAGACGUGCCUGCCAUCAUUGCACCAUCUGUCAGUGAUGUGGCUUGUGUUUUAGCAAGUUGGUUAUCUCCCAAAAAUAACUUCGCACGAACAGGUGAUGCCACAUGUUCCCAACUUCCACACUCUUUUCUGACUCGUAUGUACAAUGAAUUGCAAGAUCUUGCCAAAAGUGAUUUAGAUUCUACUUCCAAGGACACUCCGCUACGCAUAGGUAUCCCGUUAGAGUAUCAUGUUCCUGGUCUUCAAGAGGAGAUAUGUUCCAUGUGGGACACUGUUGCCGGCUGGUUAGCUGAUCACUUAUCCUGUUCUGUACAGUUAGUCAGGUUACCUCAUACACCUAUGGCCACAACUGUGUAUUCAGUUUUGUGUGCAACAGAAGUAGCAUCAAACAUGGCUAGAUACGAUGGGUUAAAGUAUGGAUUUUCCAUAACGAAGUUAUCCAACCAUCAUGAAGAUUCAUUACUGAAAAACUCAGUGACACAAUACUCUGCUACUCGUUCAUUAGGUUUCGGUGAUGUUGUUCAAGGCAGAAUUUUCGCUGGUAAUUUCUUUCUUCUUCAAGAUCAACAGUGUCGACAUUUAGCUGCGGCGCGACGUUUAUGGCGUUUGAUCAAGGAAGAUUUCAUGAAGGUUUUCGAAUCAGUUGACUUUAUAUUAACACCAGUAUCACCUAGUCUACCUAUUAGUAUCGAUGAAUUUUCCAAAUUCGACAAUCGAACACGUACUACACUUGAUGAUGUAUGUACAGUAGCUGUAAAUUUGUCCGGAUUACCUGCAAUUUCAUUUCCUGUCGGUUUAUCACCUACACGUGGACUACCAAUUAGUUUACAAUUAAUUGGACCAUACUUUUCAGAGUGUCAACUAUUGUCACUUGUUGCUAAAUUAGAACACCAGGCAUGUUUCCAACCUUUAGUUGAUCAUAAAUCCAUUAUUGAUUCUAUUUAA
Schistosoma rodhaini is the source of this 6329-nucleotide messenger RNA. NCBI's taxonomy places the organism in Eukaryota, Metazoa, Platyhelminthes, Trematoda, Strigeidida, Schistosomatidae. The record is from the annotation of a GenBank genome assembly.